Molecule: messenger RNA, 3881 nt
Organism: Penaeus chinensis
Lineage: Eukaryota; Metazoa; Arthropoda; Malacostraca; Decapoda; Penaeidae
Exons: 5
Coding region: 48-1577 (509 amino acids)
Source: RefSeq, a predicted model, not a curated record
CACAGGACGACGAUUAUUGAGAGGGAAAGUGUUCUGCCAUUGCAACAAUGAGAAGCUUUCUAACAUGCAGAUACUUAAGCCUGGCGUUAACGAGGACGACGUCGGAACGAAACCCCAAAAUCUCGAUCAGUCACACAUGGGUCGCAAGAAGAGGCGUGGCAGGGGGCGUGGCUAAGGGGAGGAGCGAGAGGAUCAAAUGGCUCUGGGAAGCGGAUGCCAGCGAGGUUACGAUCGCCGUUGGACACACCUUCUGCAGCAGGAUGACGGGAGGAAUCUUCACUCUGAACACGAAGAAGCCCUUGCGUCCUGAACACUUGGAGAAAGCGCUGGUCCACUUGCAGAGACAAACCCAAGCACUUCGCGGUGUCAUAAAAGAAAAAGACGGAAAAUUCUGGAUUUGUGAAAGUGACCAAGAGCAGAUAAACUUCAAGGUGCUGCAGGAAGGUGACAUCCCGGAGGAGGUGUGGCGCUUCACCAACACGCCCGUCGGGUACGCCCAGGCCCCCCUGUGGCGCGCCGCCUUCAUCCCUGACGCUGACAACAACAUCAGUGUUGCCAGCCCUGCCCACCUGAAGGAGGUUCGGGAGAAGUUCCCUCAUCAGAGUUACCUCGUCAUGCCCGUCCACCACUCCUUCAUCGGUGGCCCAACGAUCGUUUUGACUCUCCAGAGGCUUGUGGAGCUCCUCAAUGACGUCAUCGCAGGCCGCCCCAUCGACGACUCGCGGCAGAUCGGAGAGCUGGUGCCGUCGACGGAGAUCGACGCGGUGAAACACAGGAUCCGGGAGGAGUUCGAGAGGGACCCGGCACGUCUGGAGGCCAUGAAGGAGGAGCUGCUGGCCUGCGACUCCGAGCCGAUCCUACUGAAGGCGUUUCCGAGGCCUGGGGGCGUGCCCUCCUCCGGCCACGUCUUCAGGGACGUUAGCCCGACACUCCUUCAGAAGUUCACUGCCAAGUGCAAGUCCGAGGGCGUGACGUUCAACAGCGGCCUGCAGGCGGCCAUCAACACGGCACUGGUGGAGAUCGUGACAGAGGCCGGCCUGCAGCAGGACGCCUUCAGCCUCAGCAUCAACCUCGCCACCGACGUCCGUCGCUACAUGAGGAGGAACCCGCUGGAGGUGCUGGGCCUGCACGUGCGCCCUACUGUGCACCGCGUGGUCACACCCGCACGCGUGCGCGACCACUUCUGGCACUAUUGCAGGUCCUUGCACGGGUCCCUGACGGGCCUGAUCCGCUCCGGCCUGGCGCUGCAGCAGGAGGUGGUGCGUGAGAUGACACAGCCGCCCGUUGACCCGCAUCGCUACUUCGCGACGCCCCCGCCAGUGACCAGAGACUACGGCCUCACCAACCUGGGCGACCUUACCACGCUGCUCAGGGGAGAGGGCGAGCACCUUCAAAUGACGGACACCCUCAUGGCUUCAGCUGUGCACCGCUUCCUAUAUAUGAUGCUUCAUCAGAUCUACACAUUUCGCGGUCGCUGUCCUUACUCUGUCAGCUAUGACACAUCCUACAUGAGUCACGACACAGCCACCUUGAUUGCAGACAAAGUAUUAGCCACAAUCGCGGACGUUAGCAAAUAAUAAUUUCUCUCUCUCUCUCUUUUCCAUUCACUCUUCUUUUAAUCAAAACAGUGUCCAGUUUUUUUUUUUUAUGACGUACGGUAAAGUUAUAAAUAACAACCGUGAUUUACAUUCUCUAUAGUUCAUGAAUUUAUUUUAUCAUCGAAUGCAACCCCUUCAUCUUGACUGUGUUCUAGAAUUCAUUCGUAAACAAAACAUACGUUUCAAAAGCAAAAACGUAAAGGUAAGAUUGAAGAAAAAGAUAUGUGCAACUUUGUUUAAAGUGAAAUUAUUUGCAAUUGCUGUGAUUAUCAGUAAAUGGCUAGUAUCAUGUACCCUCUCUCUUCCUUAUCCCUCUCUUCCUUAUCAAUCCCCCCUCUCUUUCCUCAUUCUUGCAAAGUAAUGAUUUGACAAAGUGUUAUCUUCCAGCCUUUGUAAAAGAGCAGUAGUUGGUUCCAGUUAUCAGUAGAAUCAAGGUACUUCAAGGCACCCUCUUAACUACCACGCUCUAGGAAUUUGUUCUUCCCCCCAUACCCCUUUGUAUCUAUGAAUAAAAUUCCCUCCCAGAUUUUAAAUUGUAAAUGUGUUCUUAGUAUUUAUAUUGAGUAUGAAUUAGUCACAUUAUUAUUAAUCUUCUCAUUAUUUGACCAUGCUCUUAUUACGAUAAUAACAACUAUAAGUAGAGAAAUUUCUACUUUUCCCAAGGGAUUAUUCAUGUAACUAUAUCUGGUAUCUCACGGUUUUAUUGGUUGAACUUGAUGACGUCAUUUAGCUCCGCCCCUUUUCACUCCUGUCAGUCUGUGCGAUAUAUUAUGAGAUGUAUUUUAUUAGUAUAUUUUCUUUGAAAAUAGUUCAUUAACGAAAAUGGUAAAAUUAACGAAGAAACAUGAUAUUUGCAAUAAAUGAUGGGGCAGGGCAGGGUUUGGCUCUGCGAUUGCCAACUAGGAUUUGCAUCAAAACAAGUGGUUCUACCUAUUUUAUAGGUACCUUAAGUAGAACGAAAAAAAAAAAAUAUAGUACUUUGAAGUCAAAUUCUGCACUGUGAGCUAUGCAAGAUAAAGAAUUAACAUCCAUAGUGCUUCCUAAGAAGUGUAACGAGUGUGUCACAAGCCUUAGAUUUUCCCUUACCAUGACCCAUCACCAUUCAGCUGUCUUACAUCAGACACAACACACUCAGUGUUCUCACUCUCGUAAAAAGUUUGAACAUGUGACAAGGUGGAAAAUGUAGCACCUGCCUCUUCUACCGCUUCUGCUCGUCUGUGAAGCUGUUACCUCCCUCUCAUGACUCCACGUAUUUCAUCUGUAGCACGUAUCAUUACCACAGAGGCUCACACUAUUGAUCUGGUUCAACAGAAAAUACGCUCACGUCUUUAGUAGAAUCUCAAGAAGUAGCUCUAGCCAGCAUCUUCACCCUCGUUGAUAUGCAGGAUGACAUUGCCCUGCAUAUCGAGAGGAUCAGUGAUCUCCCUGUAACGGACACUUCAUAUAAUGCUCUGUGAAGCCUAGCCCUUGCUACCUCCUCGUCUGCACCUGGAGCAUCAAAUGAAAAAAAUUUGAAUACUGCUACAGAUUAUCACUUGGAAUGUUCUUAGUAACACAAAGGAUUUAGUGCCUAUUAUGAUGAAGACCUAUGUGUAGUGCUUUAAUCUAGGUGUGAUAUUGAUUCAAGAAAUAUUCGUUAUUCGUUUUUCACUUGAACGAGAGGCCUGGACAUAUUCACAGGAUAUUUAUCCUAUAGAAUAAUAACUUUUUUGCUCUUCUGGAAAAGAUGAUAAUGAUUACAUUUUUUUUUUUAAUAAUUCUGAAAUGAUAUAACAAGCAGUGAUCUAUAUGUCUAUUAUUGUAGGAAUAAUACAAAUAUCCUUCCUGCUCCUACACUCAAAGGCACAACCUAUGAGGGAUAUUUGGGUGCACGAAAUUCUUAUCUAAGUGACUUCUGUCCUCUAAGUAAAUCCUCUACUCCCAACUCAUUCGCAAGGAUCCUGAUGCACUACUCGUUCUUGUAAAGGCAAUCUCGAAUAUACAACUGUAUCUAGUGUAUCUCACAUCAAGGGAUGACCUUUCACAUUCUUAAUUCUCUUUAGACUCUCCUUCCUCACACCCCGCUCUUCAAUCCCAGUUCAAUUUAUUAUCACUCUCGGCGUCAAUAUUCCUCCAAAACACUGGCUUACACACGUCUUAAACACAUUCAUUUUCCCACUUUUUUGUGUCCCGUGGUCGUAACACAUAUACAAGCACGCUCACACACACGCACACGCACACGCACACACACACGCACACGCACACGCAUACGCACACGCACACGCACAAGCACACGCACACACA